UGUUUUUGCCGUAUGUUUAGGUUCAAACGCUUGAGUUGGUGUAAUAAAUAUAUAUCAGUGCUCAUAAGGAGUUCUUCCUUUCUCUGACGGAUUUGUGGCGGGGGCACCUAAAGAGGACGAACAUGUCGGGAAAGAGUUUUCGCGUUAGCGACGGAGACUGGGUUUGUCCCGAUAAAAAGUGUGGAAAUGUCAACUUUGCUAGAAGAACGAGUUGUAACAGAUGUGGCAGGGAAAAAACAACUGAAGCAAAAAUGAUGAAAGCAGGGGGAACAGAGAUUGGAAAGACUCUGGCUGAGAAGAGCAGAGGUCUCUUCAGUGCCAACGAUUGGCAGUGCAAAACAUGUGGCAAUGUAAAUUGGGCCAGAAGAUCAGAGUGCAACAUGUGUAACACUCCUAAAUAUGCCAAACUGGAGGAAAGGACAGGAUAUGGUGGAGGCUUCAAUGAGAGAGAGAAUUUAGUCUACAAUGAGCAAGAGGAGUCCGAUGGCGAGUAUGAUGAAUUUGGGCGCAUAAAAAAGAAGUAUCGUGGGAAAAGCACGAAGGACACUGAAAAGAAGGAGGAACCAAAAAAGAAUAAUAAUAAUAAUAAUGAUGAGGAGGAGGAGGAGGAUGAAGAUGAUGAAGAUGGAGAUCUUUCAAAAUACAAACUUGAUGAUGAUGAUGAGGAUAAUGCAGAUUUGUCCAAGUAUGAAUUGGAUGAUAGUGAGGAGAAGAAAGGGACUCGCUCCAGCUCCUCACGGUCAUCAUCUCACUCGUCCAGUUCAAGUUCCCGGUCUAGGUCCAGCAGAUCCCGGUCCAGGAGCUCAUCCAGUUCCAGAUCUCGCUCUCGCUCCAGGUCCAACUCCAGAUCCAGCUCCAGAUCAGGAAAGGGCUCUGCUUCUGCAAAGAAGAGGUCUCGCUCCCCUUCAUCAUCGCCAGAGGGAGGCCAGAAGAGGAGUCGCUCCAGGUCCUCCUCUGUUGGCCGCAAAAAAAGACGCACACGAUCGCACUCGUCUGAAAGGCGCAGAGGCUCAUCUGGAUCAUCCCACUCUGGCUCAAGCUCAAAACAGAAAUGAUUGACAAAAGAAAAAAAAUCUUUCUAGAAGUGCAUAUUUUUUUGGUUUGUUUUUUUACUCCAGUUUUUGGGGCUAUUGCAACUACUCAACUGUUUUGAUUUCACAUUGAUUUCUAUGAAAGAAAUACUUGUGCACCUGUUCACAACCUCUUCUCGAAAGGUUUCUGCUUUUUUUGUUUCUCCUUUUUUUUCUUCUUUUUGCAUCUAGUCAGAUCUCUUAACAGUACAACUUGAGGUGUAAAGUCUGUAGUGUCAGUGGGUUUAUAGAGAAAUAACAUCAGGUCUGUGACUGAAUGGCACAUAUCUUCUGGACAUCAACCAUUUUGAUGGGGAAAUUAUGCAAAUUACAUUGCGGAAAUAGUUGUAUUCUUCUAUUUCAGACAUUACUGCCAUCAAAACAACUAGUUCAUUAACAAAACAUUUAAUUUUAAAAAAUGGAUGCUGGUUUUAUGGUUCUUUUAUAUGAAACCCCUCACAAGCAAUGUUAAUGGCUUAACCACGUCAGCAAUGCCAGCAUCUAAUAGAGAGCCUCUAAGAUGUAGCAUUGCCUUGUCUAAUUGUGCAUUAAAGGUAAGUAUGUUUUUCUUUGCUUGUAGAGAUUUAUUUUCUUCUGUAAAAACAGAUGAAAAGUGAAAUUUCUGUGUCCUUUUUGUCAGUAUUUUUGUCUUUGUUCUUAAUUUUAUGAUUCAUCAUUUGUGGAACUAAAACUAUAGACACACUCAAAUUACUGAUAAAAUAAAAUACUGGUUUGGUUUUCUCUUCUGUUCAAAUCAAAUUUGGAACAUGUAAAAUAAUCACAUUCACCCACCACUCCCUUUCUAACAUACAAAAUAUGAAA
Carassius carassius (crucian carp) is the source of this 1892-nucleotide messenger RNA. RefSeq names its product zinc finger Ran-binding domain-containing protein 2-like. Gene Ontology annotation, biological process: RNA processing. Lineage: Eukaryota; Metazoa; Chordata; Actinopteri; Cypriniformes; Cyprinidae. The transcript is spliced from 10 exons. Bases 123 to 1055 code for a protein of 310 amino acids. The record is from RefSeq and is a predicted model, not a curated record. Gene Ontology annotation, molecular function: lipopolysaccharide binding; RNA binding.